GAGAGAAGGAUGUGCUUUUCUCCCCCUUAAUCUACAAACAGGGAAGCUGGGAAGGGAGGACAGGAUUUGGGGCGAGGUGGGGGGGAUGAAAGGAAAGUAGGGGAGUGCCCCCCUCCCCCUUCCUUCUGUUGAAGGACUGAGACUUGAACCGAGGCCCCAGUUCCGCGCCUCUCUCUGCGAGUUCAGGGUUUUCCCUGGCAAGAAUCCCUGGGGCGCUUUUGACUCCACGCUCCUUUGUGUGGAGAAUCAAAGAGGGAGUCCAUGGAAGGGUUAAAGGAGGCGAGAGAGGCCUGAAUAGAGACCCCCCCCCCCCAUCUCCCUCCUCUCCUCCCUCCCUCCCCUUCUGUCGAGGCUCCUCCGGAUGGAGUGGUGGGAGCACUUGGGAGCAAUUCGGCAAGAAGGAAAACAAUUUCUCUCUCCCCCACCCCCGUCGAAAAAGGACAAUGGAGAAGGCAGUCAAAAUUAUGGUGGGCCUUGUCCAAUGGGAAUAACAAAGAAAUCGUUUAAAUACAUGGAGUGUGGAAAGAGCUUCACUGACAGUGGAAAACUUAAAAUUCAUCAACAGACUCACACGGGGGAGAAACCAUUUCAAUGUAUGGAGUGUGAAAAGAGCUUCAGUCAGAGUGCACACCUUAGAAUUCAUCAACGGACUCACACGGGGGAGAAACCAUUUAAGUGCAUGGAAUGUGGAAAGAGCUUCAGUCAGAGUGGAGACCUUAGAAAACAUCACCGGACUCACAUGGGGGAGAAACCAUUUAAAUGCAUGGAAUGUGGAAAGAGCUUCACUGAUAGUGGAACACUUAGAAUUCAUCAACGGAGUCACACGGGGGAGAAACCAUUUCAAUGCAUGGACUGUGGAAAGAGCUUCAGUCAGAGUGGACACCUUAAAAUUCAUCAACGGACUCACACAGGGGAGAAACCAUUUAAAUGCAUGGAAUGUGGAAAGUGCUUCAGUGAGAGUGGAAGCCUGAAUUUACAUCAUCAGACUCACACAGGGGAGAAACCAUUUAAGUGCAUGGAAUGUGGAAAGAGCUUCAGUGGUAGUGGACACCUUAGAAGCCAUCAACGGACUCACACGGGAGAGAAACCAUUUCAAUGCAUCGAGUGUGGAAAGAGCUUCAGUGAGAGUGGACACCUUAGAAUUCAUCAACGGAGUCACACGGGGGAGAAACCAUUUAAGUGCAUGGAAUGUGGAAAGAGCUUCAGGAGGAGUGGACACCUGAAUUUACACCACCAGACUCACACGGGGGAGAAACCAUUUCAAUGCAACGAGUGUGGAAAGAGCUUCAGUCAGAGUGGACACCUUAGAAUUCAUCAACGGACUCACACGGGGGAGAAACCAUAUAAAUGCACAGAGUGUGGAAAGAGCUUCAGUCAGAGUGGAGACCUUAGAAAACAUCAACGUACUCACACGGGGGAGAAACCAUAUAAUUCCAAGGAAUGUGGAAAGAGCUUCACUGACAGUGGAAAACUUAAAAUUCAUCAACAGACUCACACGGGGGAGAAACCAUUUCAAUGUAUGGAGUGUGAAAAGAGCUUCAGUCAGAGUGCACACCUUAGAAUUCAUCAACGGACUCACACGGGGGAGAAACCAUUUAAGUGCAUGGAAUGUGGAAAGAGCUUCAGUCAGAGUGGAGACCUUAGAAAACAUCACCGGACUCACAUGGGGGAGAAACCAUUUAAAUGCAUGGAAUGUGGAAAGAGCUUCACUGAUAGUGGAACACUUAGAAUUCAUCAACGGAGUCACACGGGGGAGAAACCAUUUCAAUGCAUGGACUGUGGAAAGAGCUUCAGUCAGAGUGGACACCUUAAAAUUCAUCAACGGACUCACACAGGGGAGAAACCAUUUAAAUGCAUGGAAUGUGGAAAGUGCUUCAGUGAGAGUGGAAGCCUGAAUUUACAUCAUCAGACUCACACAGGGGAGAAACCAUUUAAGUGCAUGGAAUGUGGAAAGAGCUUCAGUGGUAGUGGACACCUUAGAAGCCAUCAACGGACUCACACGGGAGAGAAACCAUUUCAAUGCAUCGAGUGUGGAAAGAGCUUCAGUGAGAGUGGACACCUUAGAAUUCAUCAACGGAGUCACACGGGGGAGAAACCAUUUAAGUGCAUGGAAUGUGGAAAGAGCUUCAGGAGGAGUGGACACCUGAAUUUACACCACCAGACUCACACGGGGGAGAAACCAUUUCAAUGCAACGAGUGUGGAAAGAGCUUCAGUCAGAGUGGACACCUUAGAAUUCAUCAACGGACUCACACGGGGGAGAAACCAUAUAAAUGCACAGAGUGUGGAAAGAGCUUCAGUCAGAGUGGAGACCUUAGAAAACAUCAACGUACUCACACGGGGGAGAAACCAUAUAAUUCCAAGGAAGCGGACAGAGGUUCAGUUGAAGUGGAAGUCUUACAAACCAUCAAAAGACUCUGAGGGGUAAGAGCUGUAAGAGUGGAAACUCUACAAGCCAUCAAUUAAAGAAGAGAAAUGGUUUAAAUAGAAGGAUUGUAGAUUCUGCUUUGGUUAUUAUGGAACACUUUUUAGAGUGUAGAAUCUGUUUCUCUACGAGUUGACAAUUUCUCUCACAUCAAUAACAGGAAAUCAAUAUUAAAUGCAUGCAUCGUAUGUGAGCUGUUGUUUGUAUGUAACAUUGUCUACACUUGUUUUUAAAGUAAUGAGGGUAACAUUUCAGAAAAGUAAGCAUAAUAUAAUACUUAAUGUAGUGUUAGAUAGGGAGGGGAGUGUGUGCGUCUGGAGUGUUGCUUCUGAAUGAGGAUUGACUGAGAGUGAGAUGGUUUUGGUGUUUGGUGGAGGGAGUUGGAAAUGUUUGUAUGUGGGAAUGGAGAGUUGCACAAAGUGGAACUGAGAUUGGUGGUGUUGCUUUGGAAGCAGAGUUAGAUUAGCAUAACUCCCACUGUUAUAAUUGCAAUAAUGGAACCAUGAAGACACAGAAAGAUUGAAAGCACCUACUUAUAUGCCCAAGGUAACCUUGAAACCCUCAUCUGUUGUUUUGAUAUACUGUAUAGAUAUAUUGUGCAUAGGUACGUUUUGUGGCAGGAGAAAUAAAAGGGAUAUUUAGUGGCAUAACAAGGAAAGGCUCUGUUCCUAGCUGCACGUCUUGCAUGAGGAGGGAAGGGGGCACAGGCAAGAAGGGGCCGUACCAGAGCAUCUCAAAGCAGUGGGGGGGUGGCGCACAGUGACACAAGUGUGUGUAGAAUGCUACCCCCAAAAUGACACAAGGGAGAAACAAUAAUGUGGAAGCAGGCAGGUCCGAAACCAAGAGUGCUAAGGGUCAACUUCUUCCAAAUCCACCAGCUGCCCCAAGGCAGGAGCCACCUCUGGGCCCUGAGGGUGGAAAGCCUCCCUCCAGCUUUGCAAGUGGAGAUGCUCCUAGGAAAUCCUCCUGCCAGCAGACCACAAUGCGUAUUAUUGAAGGGCUUCUGGUUUGCUUCUGAUCUGAAUGGCGGUGUGAUCUGUGUUGUCUUAACAAAGGCAAUCUUUUCGUGGCUUUUGUCCAGCCUGCUGCUGGAUGUGCCUCAAUCUAUAAAACAGUGUUGGGGAGGCUGCCUUUCUUUUUUGGUGGGGAGAAGAUAGUUGUCCCCAGGUAACUGCUCAGUGUCCCAGUAAGGCUGCUUUGGGGGGGGGGGGAGCACUCCUCUCUGGUUCCUCUCAGGCAGCAAAUGUCUUCGCCCCCCCCCCAAUGGCUGGCUCCACAACUGCGCUUCAAAGAGGAUCUUUCAAUGCAAACAUUGGGAGGCGUCUCCCAACAGCAACCCUUGUCUACUGUUAACAGAAAAUCUGAGGGCUCCCUUGGACAAAACAAGACCCCAACCAAGCAUAUCAGAGCAAAACAGCAGCCAGUAGGCUUGGCCUUUAUUAAAGAAAGUACUGUCGCGACAGGGCCCCACCUGCAACAAGGUGAAGCAAGAUGGAGACCCUGAACAAAGGGGGUCUUCCCUUUUUAUUAGCAUCCCACCACCAAGGUACACCCCUAAAGAUACACCACUAAUAUGUCACUAAUAUGUCAUUGAUACAUCACAAAAAGUAGGGGUCCAGAGGUAGAAAUUUGAGUACCUGGCCAGCUGCUCCUGGCCUCUUCUUGCCCCCUCCCUGUUACAUUCCACAGGACAAAGAGAAGUUUCACAGUCAUUAUGAAGGUGAUAGCUGUUCUUUGAUUAGAUCCUGAGUCAAUCCAAUGUCUCUCAAAGCAAAGAAAUGUUGGAAUUAUGAAAAUCCACCACAGUAGUGAUUUUAUAUGAAUUUCCAUACCUUUCUACUGAAUAAAAGGAGACUAAAAGGCGCUGUGAGUUAAACCACAGAGCCUAGGGCUUGCUGAUCAGAAGGUCAGCAGUUCGAAUCCCUGCGACGGGGUGAGCUCCCGUUGCUCAGUCCCAGCUCCUGACAACCUAGCAGUUCGAAAGCACCUCAAAGUGCAAGUAGAUAAAUAGGUACUGCUACUGCGGGAAGGUAAACAGCGUUUCCAUGUGCUGCUCUGAUUCGCCAGAAUCGGCUUAAUCAUGCUGGCCACAUGACCUGGAAACUGUACACCGGCUCCCUUAGCCAAUAACGUGAAAUGAGCACCGCAACCCCAGAGUCUGUCACGACUGGACCUAAUGGUCAGGGGUCCCUUUUGUUAGGAUUCCGUUCCACCUCAAGAGGAACAGGCAUGUAAAGUGUUGCUGUGUGUCACAUGAUUGUACACUUCCGUUUUGCGCUUUUUGUAUUUGCUAUGCAGUACGCACUUGCUAUGCUUAUGCUGAUGAAGAAAGACACGUUUGGUCUUGCUGAAUAAAUGCUUGUAAAUAUGCAAGAGAACGUUUCUGUGUCUCCUCUUGUUGCUGCUGCUGCCAACCACGCUAAACGCUGGAGUGGACUCUGCAGAUAACGUGUCCAAGUUCACAGAGAAAUUGGACCGAUUCCAGUUGGCUACACUGGAGGGAGAAGACACCUGGCAGAUGCUAACCGGGGGGCUUGGAGGCCAGGUCUUCAGUGUGUAUGCCAACACCUUUACCUUUAAAACUCAACUGGUUAUAAAAUAGCAACCUUAGAUACAAUGUAGCAAGCAUCGGCAGCUGUAGUACCCAAGUGGCCAUUGCUAGGGGGUGCUGUUUUGCAACUGCUUCUGAUACCCUGCUUCUGAUUGGUUGGGAAACCAGGUAACUGUCAGAAAUAACUGAUAGCUUGCUGAUUGGAGAUUGCCAGCCCAUGGAGAGGAUGAGGUCCUGCAGGAAAAAAUCCUUCCUGUUAUAAAUUAAAAAGAUCAUUGCAUUUCAAACUUGCCUUUGAACCAGCUGUCCUCCAAGCAGCUCCCAUGUGAAAUAAGCGGAUAUAUCUAUUUCUAUAUCUAUAAUGGCAAGGGAUAAAACCUCAACAGGGUGCUAAUUAGCUGUGCAAAAUUGGAAGUUGCAAGCUCUGAGAUCAGGUCUUUGCAGAGCCUGCUUGUCCUGUUUUUCACCAUGAAUGGCUGCUGUUUCGUAAGGGGAUCCUGCAAUGUGUGAUCCUUGACAAACUGCUUUGGGCAGCAUUAAGGAUGGGUCUCUGUGGGUCGCCCAGUCAGCCUUAUAAUCAAAAUAAAUGCCUAGGCAUUUAAACUACUUAUCUAGCUGAAUGGUGUCUCCACUUAUCACCCACUUAUAUGCUCUCCAUGUUGUUGUUUAGUCGUGUCCGACUCUUCGUGAGCCCAUGGGCCAUAGCACUCUCCAUAUAAGACCAUAAUUUCUAACUUCUCCAAAUUUAGUACAAGUUUGCUACCUUCACAGUAAGGUGGUCGCUCUCAAUCCAGUCCCCCCCCCCCCGAAGGUUUCAACUUGGUUUCUUAGUGCAGAGGAGCCUCGGAUUUAACUUAUUUCCUCUUCCAGAAAUGUAUGUGAACUCCCCUGGCUGGGUUGCCUGGCAAUGAGCCAUUCCAGAUCAGUCUGCCAAAACUCAUGUACAGUUUGGCAAGACCGACUCCAGAGUCAUUUAUAUAGGAGUCUUUAGAAUAUAAUGGGUCAGAGAAACGUUUAGGCAAGGGGUACACAGUGUCAAAUCCUAGCUCCCUCAGAAAUUCAAGAUUGCCCUUGCCCACGCUUGCAUUAAAAUCACCUGCCGUUAACAAGCCAAUGGUGUGGAAUUCCAGUUCUAAUUCCUCAAGAAAUAAAGUGAGUUGGUUCGAGUAGCCCAAUAGGGCAAGGAGGAAUAAAUACAUUAAGUAUGAUUAGGACUAAAUCUUAAAAACCCAGUAAGAAAUGCCUGGGCAAUGUCAUCCCAUGUCUGGAGGGGACUCACUUUAAAUUUAGUCUCCCUUGCACAAAUAAAGGUUAAUCCCACUUUCUAACGGGCCCAUGAUGUUCUAUUUGUGGGCUAAAAGGGAAUAUGAUUUUUAUCCCUCCAAACAGAUUUCCUAAUGAACCCACCUUUCUUCUAAUAAUAUGAUAUCAAAAGACUCGAUAACACCUUUUAUUAUUAUUAUUACUAGCUGGACCUUGCACGCGUUGCUGUGCCUCAGUUUGUUAAAUGGAGGGUCAGAGUCCCCCUUCAGACUCCCCUGACCGUCAGAGUCCCCCUGUUUUUUGUGUGUGUUAUGUUUAGAUAGGGGUAUCCCUGUGUCUCCCCCCCCACUUUGUAUUGACCCAUUAGAUAGCCCUGUCUCCUAUUCUGGUCCCACCCCCACCCCAGGCAGGGAAGGGUUGACCUAUCCAUGUCUCGUAUUAGGUCCCCCCACUAUAUCUGGGGACGGCCUUACCUAUCCCUGUCCCCUAUUUGGUCCCCCACAACCCAGGCAGGGAAGGGGUUACGUAUCCCUGUCCCCUAUUGCGGUCCCCCCCACCCCACCCAUGCAAGGACUUACCUAUCCCUGCCCCCUAUUUCCACCACCCCCACCUCAAUCAGGGAAGGACUUACCUAUCCAUGCCCCCUAUUUUGACCCCCACCCCACCCCAACCAGGGAAGGCUUUACUUAUCCCUGACCCCUAUUUGGGCUCCCCACCGAUUGAGGGUAAUAUGGAGGGGGUGGGGGUUUGGUGGGUGGUGUUGUAGAGCGAGGGUAAUAUGGAGGUGGUGUGGGGUGUCGAGGUGGGAUUUCUGUGUG
This is a messenger RNA of Zootoca vivipara (common lizard), 7055 nucleotides long. The record is from RefSeq and is a predicted model, not a curated record. NCBI's taxonomy places the organism in Eukaryota, Metazoa, Chordata, Lepidosauria, Squamata, Lacertidae.